Spizellomyces punctatus DAOM BR117 is the source of this 1598-nucleotide messenger RNA. RefSeq lists its product as uncharacterized. Gene Ontology annotation, cellular component: mitochondrion. Gene Ontology annotation, biological process: protein phosphorylation; regulation of glucose metabolic process. The coding region runs from base 169 to 1434 and encodes 421 amino acids. NCBI's taxonomy places the organism in Eukaryota, Fungi, Chytridiomycota, Chytridiomycetes, Spizellomycetales, Spizellomycetaceae. The record is from RefSeq and is a predicted model, not a curated record. Gene Ontology annotation, molecular function: pyruvate dehydrogenase (acetyl-transferring) kinase activity. The transcript is spliced from 6 exons.
CGCCUUUGACCAUCACGAAAACGGCCGUUGGUUCCCCUUCGCACUCCAUCUUGUCGUUGUAUCUCAGGGUUGAGGACGUAGGCGAAUACCACCUGAACCAAGUUGAAGUGCCCGAGCGACUCUGUUUGCGCGCAUUUAUCCAAGCGGCGAACCCGAACUGUCGACGACAUGGUCGUGAAGUUCUCUCCAGGACUACUGGAGCAGGUGAAGAAGCUCGCAACACAUCCGCAAACCCCCGUCUCCCUCAAGCAGUUUGUAGAAUUUGGGCACCGACCAUCACCAUUAACCAUCCUGCGUGGCAAUCAGUUUGUUCAAAAUGAGCUCCCAGUUCGCUUGGCUCACCGUGUUGUGGAACUCGAGAAUCUGCCACAUGGGCUGUCGGAUAUGCCCAGUAUCAAGCGCGUGAAGGACUGGUACACGCAGAGCUUUGAAGAUCUUAUGAAUCUUCCUGGACCGGAAUCCUACGGUGUACCAAUGAAAGCUUUGCAACAAGCUACUGACGACUCGGGUACAGGACGGAAAGGCCUAAAAUACUUCAAUCCUGGGAACAAUGGUAACAAUGGUAAUGACAUACAGGAGCUCGAUGCGUGGAAUGCAGAUUUCAUCAAAUGCAUAGAGAGGAUCAAAAGACGUCACGAUCCCACCGUAACAACUGUUGCACAAGGAGUUUUGGAACUGAAACAACAUUGGCAACGAUCGAAUUCCCCUUUGCUGAAGAACACAUCCGGCUCGCCCCUACCUCUUCCCACUGCAAUCCAAUCCUUUCUUGACCGCUUCUACAUGUCGCGUAUUGGAAUUCGAAUGCUGAUUGGACAAACGGUCGCCCUUCACAAAUCUUCGAUUGAUCCUCGCCUCACUCGUGAUGACUAUGUGGGCAUCAUAUGCACAAAAACCAAUCUGGGUCAGGUGGCAAAGGAAGCUGCUCAGGACGCACGAACCAUUUGUCAGGACUACUACGGCGUAUGGGGUGGGCCAGAAAUCAAACUUCUUGGGAAUCAGGACGUCGAGUUUAUGUAUGUGCCAUCGCACUUGCAUCACAUGCUAUUCGAGCUGUUGAAGAACUCGCUAAGAGCCGUGGUCGAGCGAUACGGUGUAGAUUGCGAUGAGUGGCCAGAGAUAAAACUGGUGGUGGCAGAGGGCAAAGAAGACAUAACCAUAAAGAUCAGUGAUGAGGGCGGAGGCAUCCCUAGGAGUGGAAUGCCCUUGAUCUGGACAUAUAUGUACACAACAGCCGAGAACCCUUUGCUGGAAGAAGGGUACGACCGCAGUGAUUUUAGAGCACCAAUGGCGGGUUACGGGUAUGGGUUACCUAUAACGCGUUUGUAUGCGCGAUAUUUUGGAGGUGACCUACGUCUGAUCAGUAUGGAAGGAUAUGGAACAGAUGCAUAUUUGCAUCUUUCCAGAUUAAGUGAUAGCGAGGAACCGCUACCUUGAUUGUCAUCAUCCUUUUAUGAACUGCAUUAAAGCGAUUGAACGGGGAAUCUAGAUCGAAUGCUUUAAAAAGAAUGUAAAUAUGAAAUACAUAUGUCCUUGAACAGGGCAACCAGCGUUCAGCUUCCAUAGAGUCUGAACAGCUUGCUGACACCCUCGUAAACCCC